AUGGCGACCACCAGCACACAAACAAAGGACGAGCGCCUGGCGCUGAUCAAAGAGAACCUGGCCGAAGUGCUGAACCAAGAGAUUAUCGAAAAGAUUUUGGAUGAGGGCCGCAACCCAAAGAUUUACUGGGGGACCGCCACCACGGCGCCGCCGCACUGCGGCUACUUCGUACCGGCCAUCAAGAUUGCGCAGCUCCUCGCCGCCGGGUGCGAGAUGACGAUCCUCCUCGCCGAUAUUCACGCCUUCCUCGACAACCUCAAGGCGCCGAUCGAGAUGGUGGAGCAGCGCGCCGAGUACUACCGCUUCAUGAUCACCGCCAUCCUUCAGGCGGUCGGCAUCCGGACGGACAAGCUCAAGUUUGUGCUCGGCAGCUCCUACCAAAAAACACCCGAAUACGUCAUGGACGUGUACCGCAUGGCCUCGGUCGUGUCGGAGCACGACGCCCGCCGCGCCGGCUCGGAGACGGUCAAGCAGUCGGCCAACCCCCCGCUUAGCGGCCUGCUCUACCCCGUCCUGCAGAUCCUCGACGAGCAGUACCUGGACGUCGACGCACAGUUUGGAGGCAUGGACCAAAGGAAACUGUUCAUUGCUGCCAAGGAGUGGCUCCCGAAGCUUGGAUACAGAGAGCGUGCUCACUUGAUGAACCCGCUGGUACCUGGCCUCCAGGGUGCCAAGAUGAGCUCUAGCGACCCCAACAGCAAGAUUGAUCUGCUCGACUCCGAGGACGCCAUCCGCAAGAAGAUUAGCAAGGCUGAGUGCGCUCCCAGGGUGGUCGAGGGCAACGGCGUUCUCGCCUUUACCGAAUACGUGUUGCUCCCUGCUGCCGCCCUCCGGGGCAAGAAGGAGUUCACUGUCCCUCGCCGCGACGACACGCCCCUCAUCUACACUAGCAUCGAGGAGAUGCACGAAGACUUCAAGAACGACAAGCUCACGCCCCAAUCUCUCAAGCCUGCGGUUGCGCAGGCUCUUGUCGACCUGACUGCGCCCAUCCGCUCCGCGUUCGAGAACUCACAAGAGUGGAAAGAUAUCACCCUUAAGGCCUACCCUCCACCCGAGAAGAAGGUGAAGAAGGUCAAGGACAAGGGCACGCGCUUCCCCGGCCGCCCCAAGCCAGCCCCUGCCGCUGACGGCCAGGCUGUGGAUACGAAGAAGGAAGCCGAAGCACCACCUGCUACUGAGCCGACUGCCUAG
Cordyceps fumosorosea ARSEF 2679 is the source of this 1191-nucleotide messenger RNA. RefSeq names its product tyrosyl-tRNA synthetase. The transcript is spliced from 5 exons. Gene Ontology annotation, molecular function: tyrosine-tRNA ligase activity; ATP binding. Gene Ontology annotation, biological process: tyrosyl-tRNA aminoacylation. Bases 1 to 1191 code for a protein of 396 amino acids. NCBI's taxonomy places the organism in Eukaryota, Fungi, Ascomycota, Sordariomycetes, Hypocreales, Cordycipitaceae. The record is from RefSeq and is a predicted model, not a curated record.